Molecule: messenger RNA, 2809 nt
Organism: Myripristis murdjan (pinecone soldierfish)
Lineage: Eukaryota; Metazoa; Chordata; Actinopteri; Holocentriformes; Holocentridae
Gene: tstd2
Product: thiosulfate sulfurtransferase like domain containing 2
Exons: 9
Coding region: 225-1658 (477 amino acids)
Source: RefSeq, a predicted model, not a curated record
CCCUGGCGGUGCGGCCGUGUUUGCCUUCCGAUGUUCGCCUCUGCUUUUCUGCCUGAGUUUCCUCACAGGAAGACCACAUAAUAUUUAAUUUAAGUGUUAAUUAUAAUUUUUUUUUGUUAGUGUGAAUCGCAGGGGACUAACUGGGGUUUGUUCUGGCGCUUUUACACACAGCGGAACUCGGUGUCUGUAAAUGCAAAGCGCUCUUUGGUGAUAUUACAGAGAGCAUGGCGGCAGAGGAUAAACCUUGCGCAGAGUUCAGCCGCAUGGAAAUUGACUCCUUGACGCAAAAUGGACUGAAAGGGGACAAACCUCAGUUUUCUGCCACGUUGAGAAAGUGCUACGCCUUGUGCAGGAGGAAGACAUUUGCUGUCUAUGUGGCAUCCAAGAGGGAAGGAUCAUCCACCUCAUCAUCAUCAUCAUCAUCAUCAUCAUCUUCUUCUUCUUCUUCAUGGUGCUGCUGUGGCCAGACCUUCCAGGAAGCAUCCUCCAUCCACAAACAUGUGGCCAGGACCCACGAGGCUGAGAUCCGGCGGCGUGCAGACUCCACGUUCGAGCAGCUGUUGAUCCGGCUGGAGGGCGAAGGUGAGCCGCGGCCGCCGGGCCAGGAGGAGCUGCCCGACGUUUCCGCCUGGAUCCCCGACACCGGCCACCUCACCGAGCAGCAGCUGCAAAAGGGUCCAGGCCGGGUUCUCCUGUAUUACUGCUACCAUCAGGUUGAAGACCCACAUGUCAUCUGUGCCUGGCAGAAAGCCUUGUGCGAAAAGCUCCACUUGACUGGAAAGGUGAGGGUGGCAACGGAGGGAGUCAACGGGACGGUCGGAGGCACCGAGGUGGCGACAGACGUGUACAUCAAGGCGAUGCGCUCCCAUCCUCUCUUCAGCAUCAUGGAGGACGAGGAUUUCAAGACCAGUGCCGGCAGUGCAGAGUGUUUCUCAGAGCUAAAGGUGGGCGUCUACAGGGAGAUCGUCCCCAUGGGAGUGGAUCCUGAUGUCAUCUCCUACCGACUGGCAGGAGUUCACCUGGAGCCUGAGGAGUUUCACAGAGAAGUGGAGGCUCUUCUGUCUAAAGGGGAUUCGUGCAACGACACCAUCCUGCUGGACUGCCGCAACUUUUACGAGAGUAAAAUUGGGCAGUUCAGUCGCUGUCUGGCCCCGGACAUCCGGAAGUUCAGCUACUUCCCCGACUACAUCGACCAGAACCUGGAGCUCUUCAGGGACAAGAAGGUGCUGAUGUACUGCACCGGGGGGAUCCGCUGUGAGCGCGGCUCCGCCUACCUGCGCUCCAAGGAUGUGUGUAAGGAGGUUUACCAGCUGAAAGGCGGCAUUCACAAAUACCUGGAGCGUUUCCCCGAGGGAUUCUACCGAGGGAAGCUGUUUGUCUUCGACGAGCGCUACGCCAUUUCCUCCAACGACGACGUCAUCUCAGACUGCAGGUACUGCGGCGCGCCGUGGGACCAGUACCAGCUCUGCUCCACACACUUCUGCUGCCAGCUGGUCCUGUCCUGUCCCGUCUGCAGACAGGACGGACGCACCGCCUGCUGCCCCACCUGCCAAACCAAAGGACGGGCUCAGAGCGACGAGUCGACCCCGACGCCGCCGCACAGGGAGGAGUGUGAGUGCACCGUCCAGCGUCCCAGAAUCCCUCAGGAGGUGCAGUGACAGAGGCGUCGCAGCCUGAUGACGCUGGCAUCUACCAGACGAUCACUGCCUGUUUUGGAGUAACAACCCGGGACAUACAGACAGUCUGUGUUUUAAGCUUGUUCUCGUCUUUUUCCUGGAGGCUGGAAAUGAACAUGGAUAUUUAUUUGAGCAGUAUUUGUAAGUUCUCUUACAAACUGAUUGCUGGCCUCAAAGUUAAACACAUAUCUGAUCACUGUUGAAGUUCUGUAUUUAUUGUAAAAUAGUUACGUCGCUAAAAAUGGAAUCAUGCUGGUUUAUGAAAUAUUGACAGGUUAAUUUCAAGCCAGAUUUUUCCAAAACAAACACAUUUUUUUAAAGCGGACCCCUUGGUUUGUCUUUUAUGUGAUGAUGUGUCAGCUCCAUGUAUUGCAUUUUUACUGAAACUGGAGCGCCUCAACACCAGCGACAGCACAGUUCAAAGUGAAAAUGUGUAUUUUUGCCUUUAACUUUCCGUUUGUUUUGUUUAUUUGCACAAAUGAAAAUAUUGGGGGUGAGAAAAAAAAAAGAUUUACAGAUUGGAUACAGCAAAAUGCUUACAUCUCACCUCAGAAAUAUAAAUGGAUGAAAGAAUAGUGCCAAAACAAAUUGCAUUAACACUAUUUCAGGAAAAUGAAAUAUGUUGUAAUAUUACAUCAUAAUCAGCCAUCAGGUCUUAUCUAUUUUAACCUUUUAGAGUGCCUGGGUGUAUGGAAAUGUUUUAAAAUACCGGAAAAUGAAUUUUAACAACGUUAUGGUCCAAAUAAAUAUUUAAAAAACACAAAACAUCAAGAUUGUUUGGGAGAAAAGACUAGAAAUUCACCUCUGCUCUGUCAAUUACGCGAUGAUGCAGAGAAACAAUUAUAUACCACACAAGAGUAUUUACUGCCCAAAAUCUAAACUGUAAGAAGUCUGCUUUUAUUUUUGUUUUCAACUUAUACUGAUGAGCCGCAGAAAGGUCUAUUCUUGUUUUGGCAAGUUUAAGUUCUUGGUAACUGCUAAUGAUCAGACAGAUAAUUCAACAGGUAAAGUCUGAUAAGUUGCCUUUUCCAACAACUCCAGAAAUAACAGCAAGCCAAGAACAUGCAGACUUGAAACUGCUCUCUUUGUGUAGUUAUGAAUUUGCUCAUUAAAGUGACCAUUUUCCUUCGGUG